AUGAUGGAAGUGUGGAGAGCCCUGGAGCCUGUGAUGGAGGCAGGGAGGGAGGCAGGUGGGAAGGCAGGUGGGGAGGCAGGUGGGGAGGCAGCAAAUACGCUUAACCAUGUUUCAUAUCAACACAGCGAACACAUCUCCCAAUCCUUGUUACAAAUUCCCCCACUACCCCCACACCCUCCUUCCCCCACUACCCCCACACCCUCCUCCCACCACACCCUCCUUCCCCACUACCCCACACCCUCCUUCCCCCACUACCCCCACACCCUCCUUCCCCCACUACCCCCACACCCUCCUUCCCCCCUACCCCCACACCCUCCUUCCCCCACUACCCCCACACCCUCCUUCCCCCACUACCCCCACACCCUCCUUCCCCCACUACCCCCCACACCCUCCUUCCCCCCUACCCCCCACCCUCCUUCCCCCCACUACCCCCACACCCUCCUUCCCCCACUACCCCCCCCCCCCACACCCCCACUCACCCCACUACCCCCACCCUCCUUCCCCCACUACCCCCACACCUCCUUACCCCACACCCUCCUUCCCCAACUACCCCCACACCCUCCUUACCCCACUACCCCCAACCCCUCCCACACCCUCCUUCCCCCACUACCCCCACACCCUCCUUACCCCACUACCCCCCACACCUCCUUCCCCCCUACCCCCACACCCUCCUUCCCCCACUACCCCCACACCCUCCUUACCCCUACUACCCCCACCCUCCUUACCCCACACCCUCCUUCCCCCACUACCCCCACACCCUCCUUACCCCACUACCCCCACACCCUCCUUACCCCCACUACCCCCACACCCUCCUUCCCCACUACCCCCACACCCUCCUUCCCCCACUACCCCCCACACCCUCCUUCCCCAACUACCCCCACACCUCCUUCCCCCACUACCCCCACACCCUCCUUCCCCCACUACCCCCACACCCUCCUUCCCCCUACCCCCACACCCUCCUUCCCCCACUACCCCCACACCCUCCUUCCCCACUACCCCCCACACCCUCCUUCCCCACUACCCCCACACCCUCCUUCCCCCACUACCCCCCACACCCUCCUUCCCCCACACCCCUCCUUCCCCCACUACCCCCACACCCUCCUUCCCCCCACUACCCCCUACCCCCUCCUUCCCCCACACCCUCCUUCCCCCACUACCCCCACACCCUCCUUCCCCCACUACCCCCACACCCUCCUUCCCCCACUACCCCCACACCCUCCUUCCCCCACUACCCCCACACCCUCCUUCCCCCACUACCCCACACCCUCCUUCCCCCCACUACCCCCACACCCUCCUCCCCCACUACCCCCACACCCUCCUUCCCCCACUACCCCCACACCCUCCUUCCCCACUACCCCCACACCCUCCUUCCCCCACUACCCCCACACCCUCCUUCCCCACUACCCCCACACCCUCCUUCCCCCACUACCCCACACACCCUCCUUCCCCCACUACCCCCACACCCUCCUUCCCCCACUACCCCCACACCCUCCUUCCCCGCUACCCCCACCCUCCUUCCCCCACUACCCCCACACCCUCCUUACCCCCACACCCUCCUUACCCCCCUACCCCACACCCUCCUUCCCCCACUACCCCCCACACCCUCCUUCCCCCCUACCCCCACACCCUCCUUCCCCCAACCCCACACCCUCCUUCCCCCACUACCCCACACCCUCCUUACCCCACUACCCCCCACACCCUCCUUACCCUCCUUCCCCCACUACCCCCCACUACCCCACACCCUCCUUCCCCCACUACCCCACACCCUCCUUCCCCCACUACCCCCACUACCCCCACACCCUCCUUCCCCCACUACCCCCACACCCUCCUUCCCCCACACCCUCCUUCCACCCUUCACUUGAGUCAGAGAGGUUGGUCUCCCAGUGUGAAAAUGGCAGCGGAGGCAUUGACAUUUAA
Coregonus clupeaformis (lake whitefish) is the source of this 1917-nucleotide messenger RNA. Its product is annotated as vegetative cell wall protein gp1-like. NCBI's taxonomy places the organism in Eukaryota, Metazoa, Chordata, Actinopteri, Salmoniformes, Salmonidae. The transcript has 3 exons. Bases 1 to 1917 code for a protein of 638 amino acids. The record is from RefSeq and is a predicted model, not a curated record.